Molecule: messenger RNA, 4471 nt
Organism: Conger conger (European conger)
Lineage: Eukaryota; Metazoa; Chordata; Actinopteri; Anguilliformes; Congridae
Product: brain-specific angiogenesis inhibitor 1-associated protein 2-like
Exons: 15
Coding region: 177-1841 (554 amino acids)
Biological process (GO): actin crosslink formation; actin filament bundle assembly; plasma membrane organization
Cellular component (GO): nucleoplasm; cytosol
Molecular function (GO): protein binding; cytoskeletal adaptor activity
Source: RefSeq, a predicted model, not a curated record
UUAGUCAGUGUAGUGCGCGGGCCAGAACUGAUAUGUUCAGGUGCAGGUACGUGAUUUGGUUUGAACCACUUGAUUUGUAGUGGAGACGAAACUUAUCCACCUCCGACUCCGCAGCAUCGCCGGCUAUUCACUACUUUUUCACGGAUAACUCUUCUUUCAAACGGGAAAUCUUGUUUAUGGUUCUGCCCGGAGCUUCCAAGAUGUCUCGUACCGACGAGGUCCAUCGCAUAACGGAGAAUGUCUACAAGUCAAUCAUGGAGCAGUUCAACCCCUGUCUGCGCAACUUUAUCACCAUGGGGAAGAGCUACGAGAAGGCCCUCUCCAGUGUGACGUUCGCAGCCAAGGGCUACUUCGACGCGCUGGUGCGGAUGGGAGAGCUGGCCAGUGAGAGUCAAGGCUCAAAGGAUCUUGGGGAUGUGCUGUUUCAGAUGGCAGAGGUCCACAGGCAGAUCCAGGUGCAGUUGGAGGAUAUGCUGAAGUCGUUCCACAACGAGCUGCUGACUGAGCUGGAGAAGAAGGUGGAGCUGGAUGCCCGCUACCUGACUGCUGCGCUGAAGAAGUACCAGAUGGAGCACAAGAGCAAAGGCGAGAGUCUGGAGAAGUGCCAGGCGGAGCUGAAGAAGCUGAGACGCAAGAGCCAGGGUAGCAAGAACCCCUCCAAGUACGGGGAGAAGGAGAUGCAGUACGUGGAGACCAUCAGUGGGAAGCAGAGCGAUCUGGACACCUUCAUCGCCGAAGGCUACAAGACGGCACUGUCGGAGGAGAGGAGGAGGUACUGCUUCCUGGUGGACCGGCAGUGCGCCGUGGCCAAGAACAGCAGUGCCUACCAUGGCAAGGGGAAGGACCUGCUGACUCAGAAGAUCCCGGUGUGGCAGCAGGCCUGCUCAGACCCCACCAAGCUGCCCGAGCGCGCCAUGAUCCUGGCCCAGCAGAUGACGUCUGGCGCCGGCACCCUGGUCUCCAGCCCCCUGCGCUCCUCCAAGACCAACCUGACCAUAUCAGACCCCAUCCCCGGGGCCCAGCCCCUGCCCGUGCCCCCUGAGCUGGCCGUCUUCAUGGGCAGCGGCCUGGGACACCAGGCGAGGCUGAUGGGACCUGAGGGAAUGUCCAUGGUGAAUGGGACGGCCGGGCUCCAUGGGGAGGAGUUUCAGCACUGGGGGGACGGGACCGUGGCCCAGAUCAGACCCUCCUCUCCCCAGGCCCAGUCCCAGGCCCCGCCCCAGAGGCAGGUGACCGAGGUCUACUCCAACACCCUGCCCGUCCGCCGACCCGGGCCCGCCAAGACCAAGGCCUCGGCUGUGGAGACUCGAACCCUGCCCAGGUCCAGCUCCAUGGCGGCCGGGCUGGAGCGCAACGGUCGAACCCGCGUCCAGGCCAUCUUCUCCCAUGCCGCCGGGGACAACAGCACCUUGCUGAGCUUCUCCGAGGGCGACGUCAUCACCCUGCUGGUGCCCGAGGCCCGCGACGGCUGGCACUACGGCGAGAACGAGAAGAACAAGAUGCGUGGCUGGUUCCCUUUCUCUUACACACGUUUGCUGCCAGACAGUGACAGCGAGAAGCUCAAAGUCAACAGUCUGCAUCAUGGGAAGAGCAGCAGCACGGGGAACCUGCUGGAGAGAGAUGACCUGGUCCUCCACGCGCCCGACUACGGGCUGUCCGCACGCAUGCUGGCGCAAAGCCUGGCACAGACCAGGCCGCGCCCCUACAGCAUGGCGGUGCCAGGGUUCCCACAGCCAGGGACUGAGGAGUACGACAACCGUUUCCCUAACAGUGACCCCUUUCUGGAGCUCAGUAUCAGGUCAGCCCUCCACGACGAUCGUUCCGCCCCCAUCUUCUAUUAGAGGAGUCAUCCUCCACUUACACAACCAAGGCUCCUGUAGGGGAGGGGGGUGUUUUGGGGGCAGGGGCUAAUUGCCUCUCGCCACCUCUCGCCCCCCCACCCUUUUAUGACCGCGCCCAGAGGAUCUCCCUUGCCCUCUGUCUUCUCAACUUGAAGGCCGAAAGCCUGUGCUGCCUCAAGCUUCUCCGGCGAGAAUGAGCAGGGAGAAACCGUCACAGGCCACUCUUUACACAAAGUGUGCAUUCAUAUGGCCUUCAUAAAGCCUUCAUAAAGCAUGCAUAGCACCUUUCUUGUCCUGACACAGCACCUUUACAGCUCUUUUAUUGGCAUUUGUGCUGUGUUCUUAACUGUCCUUCAUAAAGCACUGUGUUCUGACAUUGGUGGAGAUGUUAUGACGUGUUUGUAAAGGUGUUAUGGCAGCUUCAUGGCGGUGUUAUGAAUGUGCUUCUGGUAACAUGAGACCAAAAUGUGUGCUAAAGUGUGUUGUAAAUACUCUGUAUGGUAUGCAUACUUCCAAAGCAGAAUGUUAAGGAUAGCUCAUGCCAUUUACUCUUAUUCUUUGUGUUCCCAUUGGAUUUUUGGUUAUUUUACCUGUGUUUGACCAACAAAGCUUUUUGCACCAUAUACUUUGUUUUCAGAUAUUAUUGCACAUAUGUACCUAAACUAAUAGGAAAAAGUUACAUUAUUGUUUUCCCUUUCUGCAGCCAUUUGUAUCAGUUUUGUUAACAAAUUUAUAUUUCUACUCAUUUGAAACUAUACUUUAAUUAUACAGUUUUUUUAGGUUUUAGCACUGCUGCAACGAGACAAUUAAAUUAACCUGUAUGCCAGGUAAAAAAGAAAAAACUUUUAGAUUUUGUUGUGCUGAAAGGGUUUAAAAGUUUUUUGUACAAAUACUGCAAUGAUUUUUCAAUUUUUGUCUUUCAAUUGACAAAGUAAUUUACGAUUGUAUAACUUUGUGUACUGCUGUUAAUAUUGUUGUUGCAGUUGUUCUGAUAAGGCUUUAAUGAAUACCUAAACACAGUUCCAAGACAAUUUUGAGAAAAACAUAUUUUGCCAUUUAAAGAAUUAAGCAAUUCAGCGGGAAGACAUGGGGUCUGUCAGAAUUGAAUAAUUUCUAUUUAAUACACAGAUCUUUCUUUACUGUAAUGGAAUGAAUACCUUGUGAUGGGUUACGAUACAUUCUUUGUAUGGGGUAUAAUUCAUACUAUUCAUUAAUACAAUGUCAUGUUGAAAUACAGUUUGCCUUUCCACUGGCGUGUAUAUGUGUUACUGUUACAAUUUCAACAAAUUUUUUGAACCUGGCUUUCUUCAGUCAGAGGUACGAGGCAAAAAACAUUUGUAAAAUUAUCCGAUUGUAUGUAUACUUUUAAGGUUCGCAAUGACUUUGAUAUUACAAACAUGUUUGACUAUUAUUAUUCUUGAAUCAGGGGUGGUACGCUUGAUAUGGAUUUAGGUUUUUCGACCGCUCAUAUUGCCUUUAGAUACCCAAGCUGUGACAGAGGGAUUCAUAUCGGUCGUUGGUGUCAGUUUACCCAGAACAGCCUGUUAAACCGAAAAUGCAAUAAUGCGAUGUAGAUUUGAUUGUUGAAAACGGUCUGAAUGCUACCGCCCAAGGCUCGUGUUCGUCAGCAAGUCCUCCAUCUGCGGAUCCCCAUACGUUGCCCGCAAGAUCCAUCGCUAGCCUUGCUGCGUUGCCUCAUUUCACCAUACGCUGGGCCGGAGUCGCUACAUGCGGCGAAGCGUUUGAACAAGACCGCAUUCGAUUCUGCAACGUUUCUGUAUCGUCUUUGAAUCGACCUGAAGUUUGUGCGUCCAUGUGUUUAACUGUGCCUUCCACUGCAGUUUUUGGUUUUCCGUGCGCUCGCGGAUUUGACAAAAAGCACCUGUAAACUGCCUAGAGAUAGAUGAGGGGAACCAAAGCACAAAAUGACCAAAACUGCAACUUGCUUUGAUUACAUUUGAUACUGUAUUAAUGUUGUUAUUACUAGUCGUCUUAUUUGUUAAAUAUUUGUAGACUUAUACUGGAAGUAGAAGAUUAAAUCGUAUAGCAUAUUACUGUGAUGCAGAUCUUUUUCUGCAUUUUAAUCCAUGUUUAUUCUGUAUGAACUAAAGGACGAAGACCAUUUCUCGUUUUUUUUUUGUGUUUAAUUUUACUGAGUAGAUACAAUAUCCUAUUUGUCACGCAAUUAUAUGUAAAUACUGCUACAUUAUUGAAAACACAACGGUAUUUCGGCUAGAGCAGAACGGAAUUCACUGCAGGUAAUGUCCCGUGUGGAAACUGUAUAGCCGUUUGAAUGAUCGGUGUCAUUUAUGUGUGCAGGGCAAAACGUGCAUUCUGUGUGUUUGUGCGUGUGCGUGCUUGCUUUGGUAUGCCUGCAUGAGGGAAACAUAGAUUGAGAAAUACUUUUGUUCGCCAAUACUAGAAAAAGAAAUGGAAAUUUAAAUGUUAUUUUUAUACAUGCGCGUGCGCAUUUAAAAGGCAGGGCAGUUUAACAGAUGUUUAAGGUUUCCCGGUUUGUGAGCAUUUCCUUCUUUCUUGGUGUUUUAUGUUGCUCUGUGCACCCCUGUCCUGUAAAAAACACAUAAAUUACACUGUAUAAAAUGGAACAGAAUAAAGUUGAUGAAACUGUC